This is a messenger RNA of Conger conger (European conger), 3912 nucleotides long. It is a transcript of the gene zdhhc13, whose product is annotated as zinc finger DHHC-type palmitoyltransferase 13. Gene Ontology annotation, biological process: protein palmitoylation. Gene Ontology annotation, molecular function: palmitoyltransferase activity; protein binding. The transcript is spliced from 17 exons. Gene Ontology annotation, cellular component: Golgi membrane. Lineage: Eukaryota; Metazoa; Chordata; Actinopteri; Anguilliformes; Congridae. The record is from RefSeq and is a predicted model, not a curated record. Bases 175 to 2127 code for a protein of 650 amino acids.
UACAGUUGGCCGUUUCCCAUGAACAUAAACUAGGAAUUGUUUCCUUUUACACAUGCCAUGCAUUUGGCAGAUUGGCCAAUCAGCGCGUAAUCUGUGCGGCUAGUAUCCAGGAAGUUCAGAGUGAAGGAAGGGGACGCUCAACUCAAAAAAGGUUUCUCUCAUUUUUUCAGGAUUAUGGACUGGAAUGAGGGACAUAUGGGUCACAUGGAGAACCACUGCCACAGCCACACAGGGCCGGGGAGCGGGCGCGGUCAUAAUCACGGUCACGGUCACGGGCACGGCCCGGGCGCGGUGAUGCACGGGUUCAGGCCUGGCGUCCACGGGCCCUUCGGCCCCCGCACCGAUGUGAUCACGGACCCCACGCAGCAGCCGAAGAAGCACCCCCAUGGAGUGGAGGACAGCAGCAGCUGGGACAUCGUCAAGGCAACACAGUUUGGGGUUCUGGAGCGGUGUAAAGAGCUGGUGGAGGCCGGGUAUGACGUCAGGCAGCCGGACAAAGAGAACGUGUCCGUACUCCACUGGGCUGCCAUCAACAACCGCCUGGAGCUGGUCAAGUAUUAUAUUUCAAGAGGUGCGAUUGUUGACCAGCUCGGUGGAGAUCUGAACUCGACUCCUCUGCACUGGGCGGUGAGGCAGGGACAUCUCUCCGCUGUGAUUCAGCUGCUGAGGUACGGUGCCGACCCCUCGCUGGCCGACGGAGAGGGCUUCUGCUGCCUCCACCUGGCCGUGCUGUUCCAGCACAUGCCCAUCGCCGCCUACCUCAUGGCCAAGGGACAGGAAGUUGACAUUCCAGAUCUAAAUGGGCAGACCCCUUUGAUGUUAGCGGCUCAGAAGAUUAUAGGACCUGAGCCCACUAACUUCCUCAUCAAGAGCAACGCCUCGGUGAACGCUGUGGACAAGGUGAACGGGCACUCCGCGCUCCACUGCGCGGUUCUGGCGGGAAACGUGGAUGCAGCACACAUCCUUCUGGAGGCCGGAGCCAGUGUGGACCUGCAGAACGCCAAGGGAGACUCGCCCACAGAUCUGGCUCACCAGGUGCAUAGCCCUCUGCUGAUUCACAUGAUGAACCACGUCAAGCAGGAGAGGAUCAAGUCCAACUCACCCUGCCUCAGGAUAGUCAACAAACACAAGUUCCACCUGCAGCUGGCGUUCAGCACCGUGGUGAUGUGGCUGAUGGGUGCCAUCGCGGACAUGCGCUCCGAGUCUUGGCUGCUGAAGGGGAUCCUCCUCGGCUGUGUGCUGGGCGCCAUCAACCUCACCUCCCGGCAGCUGGUUGGACCCUCGAUGCGGGAACUCGUCCCUGCCGCCUCCCUCAUUGCCUCCCUGCUCUGGAUUGUGGUCACAUGGUGCCUGUGGUUCCUCCCUCAUAUCCCCAGCUUUACAGUACAGGUCCUCUUUACCCUCAACGCCGUUGGUCUGGUGUACUACUACUUCAGGAGCUGGAGGACAGACCCCGGCUACAUCAGGGCUACUGAAGAGGAGAAGAAAAAGAACGUGGUGUUGCUGGCGGAAGCUGGCUGCCUGGACCCCCGGAUUUUCUGCACCUCUUGCAUGAUGCGGAAGCCGAUACGAGCCACCCACUGCUUCGACUGCGACUCCUGCAUCGCCAAGCAGGACCACCACUCCGUGUGGAUCAACGGCUGCGUAGGGGCCAGAAACCACCGCUACUUUGUGAUGUUCCUCUUCUGUGUCACGCUGUUGGGCGCCUUGACCUUCUACGGGAGCAUCAGCUACUGGUCCAGUCUCUGCACGCUGAGCUACAGUGAGGACGGGGCGUGGGGCGUGCUGACCAAGCUGGUGGCGUGCUCUCCCUGGGUGCUCUACAUAUUCACCAUGGCCUUCAUGCACACGUCCUGGGCCUCCAUCUCCCUGCUCAUGCAGCUGUUCCAGAUUUCCGUCUUUGGGUUGACGACGUCUGAGAGGAUUAACCUCUUGCAGAGAAGGAGAAGAUACCAACAAUCCUUUUCCCUCAGAGAAAAUCCUUACAAUUUGGGGAUUGCGCGGAACGUGGUGAACUUCUUCCAGCUGCGGUGCUGUGGGCUGCUGAAGCCGGCCGUGGUGGACUGGACCCAGCAGCACUCCUCUGCCCUCAACCUGUCCGCCGGAGAGCCCUUCCACACGGUCUGACCCGCCCAAACGCCCUCCUUCACCCGCACUCGGAGAGCUGGUCCUCCUGUGAAUCCCGGCUGAAUGGCAUGUUUUACUUCUUAAAAAAAAAAAAAAAAAAAAAAGAAAUAUUAUAAUAAUAAACAAAUACAAAAUUCCACUAUUAUUGAGCUGCUGCCGCCAAAAGAAAAUAACAACUUGGGACUUGUUUCUUUUUGCACAAGCAAUUGCCUUGUACCAGAAUAUGUCAAGUGAAAGAUCUAGAUAGCCAUGGUGAUGUAAGUUCUGAAUGUCCCUUGUCACGGUUUAUUAAGUUAUGUGUAAAGUUUAGAGAACAUUGUUUUAUAUAUAGCUCUAUUUUCCUAAGGAAUGUUUUCUUUUUUUUCUUCGUUUUUAUGCCUUAUGAGGUAAGGGAACAAUUACAUACAAAGUGAAUAUGAUAUUUGAGUUUUUUUAAGGUUAUCGGUGAAUGUUUUAUAUGAGGUGACGUGUGCAUACAUACGUGAUGAUAACGUGCACAUAACUAUAGCAUUGCUAUAAAGCGUAUGUUUCGGCCGUAAUGCCGAGCUGAAGUCCUUUUUAGGUGACCAGCUUUUAUUUAUUGCCUGCUUUUCAUUGGGACAGCAACAUUAUGUCUUCUCAUUACAUUGGUACAUUACAUAUGACACUCUCAGUACCUAAUGAGGCUUCUUAAGUGUCUAUAUCUACAAGACUCAAAGUAUGGGUUCUACGUAUCACAAUGUAUCUGCCAGCUUCAAAGGAAAAAUUGAAAAGCCAUAAUAUAUUAUGCCAGGUCUAAUGCUCCGUGAUAAAUAAUUCUCCGGUGAUUUUUUUUUGGGAGGUUUCAGGGAAUAUGCAUCAGUAAGCAGUCCUUUAAUACUUCUGGAAAACCUCCAUCUCAGUUUGGAAAUUAUUGGUUUUGUGUGAAAAAAAAAAAUUCUUAUUACACUCCCAUGGUUUUUGUACUUUUUAAUUAGAAAAUGAUUACGCCUGUUCUGUCAGCUUUGACACGUUAAGUAAUGGCUUCAGAUUAAUACAAAUGUAUUUGUUAAUUGGUGCUGUCGUGAUCAUUUUAAUUAUGCAAGCAUAUUUAUGACAACUGAUUGAGUCUGAUUAAUAAUUAAUUAAAUCGGUCUUCGCCAUGAAUGUGGCUUUCCCAAAGUGCCUAUUGAGAUUUUGACACAUGAAGGGUGACUAUUGUUAUUCUUUUCGUGCAGAACAUAUAAACUCACGAGCACUUUAUUAGGAACAUUUUUACGUUAUUACACCUACUUAUUCAUGCGAUUAUCUAAUCAGCCAAUUGUGUGGAAGCAGUGCAAUGCACACAAUCAUGUACAUACGGGUCAGGAGCGUCAGUUAAUCAACCAUCAGAAUGGGGAAAAAUGUGAUCUAAGUGACUUGGACUGUGGAAUGAUUGUUAGAGGCAGACAGGGUGGUUUGAGUAUCUCAGAAACUUCUGAUCUCCAAAAAGUGACGCGGCACCACACAUCAAAGUCUAAUAAAUACCUAAUAAAGUGCUCACUGAGUAUACCUGUUCGACAUAUUUUAGUUCAUGACAUAUUUGGUCUAACCCUUUGAAAGAGUUGUUUUUUUGCAAUGUAUUUUUUUUAUUUAUUUUUUAUUGUAUUUUUCUAUCAGCAUUCACUUAAGAACAUUGUAAUCCCAUGUUUGUGAUCUGGCACUUUAAGGCGAUUAAGCAUGCUGGAACUGUUGCUGUUGUUGCAGUCCUGUUUCAUAACUUUCCUUUGUCCUUAUUUUCGAUAAACGUGGCCUCAAUGUAUAAAAUUUAUCUUAUAAACAACUAAA